CGUCAAAAGUUCCUUCCAACGAACUAGUACUACACUGCUUCGCGGCUCGGAAUUGUAUCAUCGAACAUGGCAUCUCACUUGGCAAACAUCUUCGGAACAGAGCAAGAUCGUGUAAAUUGCUCUUUCUACUACAAGAUUGGUGCUUGCAGACACGGCGACAGAUGCUCAAGAAAGCACAUAAGGCCACCCUUUUCGCAAACGAUCUUACUUCCAAACGUGUACCAUAACCCCGCCCAUGAUCCUAUUUGCAAGCUCACCGAAGCCGAGCUCCAAGAAGGAUUUGAUGCUGUGUAUGAAGAUUUGUACUGCGAAUUAGCAAAGUUUGGACACUUGUUGGAAUUACAUGUUUGCGACAAUGUCGGGGACCAUUUAAUCGGUAAUGUUUACGCUCGGUACGAGUGGGAAACGGAGGCACAGGCAGCUGUAGACAAUUUGAAUGAUCGGUGGUAUGCAGGACGCCCGCUAUACGCGGAACUCUCCCCUGUCACGGACUUCCGGGAGGCAUGUUGCCGCCAGAACGAGAAUGGUGAAUGUAACCGUGGUGGUUUUUGUAAUUUCAUGCAUCUCCGCCUCGCCUCAAAAGACCUAGUUUCGUCUCUCCGCGCAGGACAAAGACUAGAAAGGAGACUUCAUCCUUCCAAGACCGAAGGCGGUGGAGGAGGGUGGGAACCGAGCAGAAGGGAGGGCGGCCGCGCCAGGAGCGCCAGCCCAUCCAGAAGGGGUGGAAGUAAUGGAGAAGAUCGUUGGACAAGGAAGUAGAAGUUUCUACCCCACAUACCUGUCCAGUGUGGUCACGGCCAAAUGGCCUCACGGCACCUCGGUUGGGUUUAGCUUAAUUGUUCAUCUUGUGGACACGAUGUGAAUCUAGUUGUACUCCAUUUCAUCAUUGUGGUACCCAAGAGUUCUCACAGAAACGCCUUGAAGGUCAACGUGGUCACGAAUAGAUAU
Molecule: messenger RNA, 948 nt
Organism: Suillus paluster
Lineage: Eukaryota; Fungi; Basidiomycota; Agaricomycetes; Boletales; Suillaceae
Exons: 5
Coding region: 67-759 (230 amino acids)
Biological process (GO): mRNA splicing, via spliceosome
Cellular component (GO): spliceosomal complex; U2AF complex
Molecular function (GO): metal ion binding; pre-mRNA 3'-splice site binding
Source: RefSeq, a predicted model, not a curated record